Cynocephalus volans (Philippine flying lemur) is the source of this 1348-nucleotide messenger RNA. RefSeq names its product ERGIC and golgi 3 (gene ERGIC3). Gene Ontology annotation, cellular component: COPII-coated ER to Golgi transport vesicle; Golgi membrane; endoplasmic reticulum membrane. The coding region runs from base 54 to 1205 and encodes 383 amino acids. The record is from RefSeq and is a predicted model, not a curated record. The transcript is spliced from 13 exons. Lineage: Eukaryota; Metazoa; Chordata; Mammalia; Dermoptera; Cynocephalidae. Gene Ontology annotation, biological process: retrograde vesicle-mediated transport, Golgi to endoplasmic reticulum; endoplasmic reticulum to Golgi vesicle-mediated transport.
AGCGGGAGGCUGCUGGGGCGGGCCGGCUGGAGGGCCCUUUCCGGCCGGUCCCCAUGGAGGCGCUGGGGAAGCUGAAGCAGUUCGAUGCCUACCCCAAGACUCUGGAGGACUUCCGGGUCAAGACCUGUGGGGGCGCCACGGUGACCAUUGUCAGUGGCCUUCUCAUGCUGCUGCUGUUCCUGUCCGAGCUGCAGUAUUACCUCACCACUGAGGUGCAUCCUGAACUCUACGUGGACAAGUCACGGGGAGAUAAACUGAAGAUCAACAUUGAUAUACUUUUCCCGCACAUGCCUUGUGCCUAUCUGAGCAUCGACGCCAUGGACGUGGCUGGAGAGCAGCAGCUGGAUGUGGAGCACAACCUCUUCAAGCAGCGACUGGACAAAGACGGCAGCCCCGUGAGCUCAGAGGCCGAGAGGCAUGAGCUCGGGAAAAUCGAGGUGACGGUGUUUGACCCUGCCUCCCUGGAUCCUGAUCGCUGUGAGAGCUGCUAUGGUGCUGAGUCAGAAGACAUCAAAUGCUGUAACUCCUGUGAAGAUGUGCGGGAGGCAUAUCGCCGCCGAGGCUGGGCCUUCAAGAACCCAGACACUAUUGAGCAGUGCCGUCGAGAGGGCUUCAGCCAGAAGAUGCAGGAGCAGAAGAAUGAGGGCUGCCAGGUGUACGGUUUCUUGGAAGUCAACAAGGUGGCUGGAAACUUCCACUUUGCUCCUGGGAAGAGCUUCCAGCAGUCCCAUGUACACGUCCAUGACUUGCAGAGCUUCGGCCUUGACAACAUCAAUAUGACCCACUACAUCCAGCACCUGUCAUUCGGGGAGGACUACCCAGGCAUUGUGAACCCCCUGGACAGCACCAACGUCACUGCACCCCAAGCCUCCAUGAUGUUCCAGUACUUCGUGAAGGUAGUCCCCACAGUGUACAUGAAGGUGGACGGGGAGGUGCUGAGGACAAAUCAGUUCUCUGUGACCAGACAUGAGAAGGUUGCCAAUGGGCUGUUGGGUGACCAGGGGCUUCCCGGAGUCUUCGUGCUGUACGAGCUCUCGCCCAUGAUGGUGAAGCUGACAGAGAAGCGCAGGUCCUUCACCCACUUCCUGACUGGCGUGUGUGCCAUCAUUGGGGGCAUGUUCACUGUGGCUGGACUCAUCGAUUCGCUCAUCUACCAUUCAGCACGAGCCAUCCAGAAGAAAAUUGAUCUAGGGAAGACAACGUAGUUACCUUCCUCUCCUCGCUUGCUCCCUUUCUCCUGUUGCUCUUGGGCCUGGUUAUAUCCCCCCAGCCUCCUCCACCCCCACACCCCCACCUCCUCAGAGAGUCCACCAGCCCCAAGUUGAUAAAUCUAUUGAUUGUGAUAGGA